Messenger RNA from Aspergillus alliaceus, 2141 nucleotides. RefSeq names its product major facilitator superfamily domain-containing protein. Gene Ontology annotation, molecular function: transmembrane transporter activity. Gene Ontology annotation, biological process: transmembrane transport. The transcript has 6 exons. The coding region runs from base 576 to 2141 and encodes 521 amino acids. The record is from RefSeq and is a predicted model, not a curated record. Lineage: Eukaryota; Fungi; Ascomycota; Eurotiomycetes; Eurotiales; Aspergillaceae.
CAUGAUAUAACAAGGCUUGUCCAAGGCAUUCUUCACUAGAUGGGCCUUUGGGCCUUUGGACUAGAAAUCAAGCCAGAGCGCAAUGGUGGGUCGAUCAGUUUAUGAAAGGGGAAUGCAAAGGGGGAGAGGUGAAUACCUUCCACUGUCCUGCACGCCUUUGGGCCUAGAUUUUGUUUCAUACUAUAUUUACAUUCCUCUUCGCUUUCAAACAUCUCUAUUUUGCAAUUUGGCAAAUUCUACAACCCUACCAGAUGCUACCCGGGUACGUUUUCAGCCAAUAGAUCUUCUCUCCAUUGAUUGGAUUGGCUCUGGUCCCUACCAUGAGAUCUCGGGUAAUGGAAUAAAAAUGGGUAUGGGGGGACUGGCUGGUAGUGUGAAGAUCAUAGCCUUAUUCUUCGCUAUGCGUGACAACUGGACUCGGCCGCAGGCAAGGGAUGAUAUGCUGCAGAUACCGAAAACGGAAAUUGAAGAAGAAGGGGAGAUAACACAUGGGUCUCCGCGCCUCAUAAAGAUUCGGGAUACAUACAUACUGAGCGAGAAUCUAAUAUUUGGAAGCCAUCUUGUUCUUUUAGAGAAUGGUGUCUCCAUCUACUCAGCGGCAAGCCGCCGAUAGAGCAAGUGAGGGGACUCCUUUGCUCCAAGAUUUCGAAGAUCACCAAUCUCAUAUUUUACCGCGAAAGCAACUCCUGAAAGUUUUCCCUGCACUAGCACUGAUCCAUUUUACCUCGUUUCUAGACCAGACCGCUCUAUCCACCUCCCUACCUGCCAUUGCGGCGGGACUGAACACCGGAUCAUCCAUCUCAUGGGUUAGCGCCAGCUUUCUCACGACGAGCACGAGUAUCCAGUUAAUUAACGGUCGGCUGUCGGAUAUUUUUGGUCGCAAAACAUGUCUUCUCGGGGCACUGGCGAUCAUGGCGCUGGGGAACCUGCUAUCCGGGUUCUCCCAGACGCCUGCGCAACUAUAUGCCACGAGAGCGUUUAGUGGCCUGGGAGCCGGGGCUAUCAAUGCGCUCGUACAGAUUUCUAUCUCCGACAUCACCACUCUGGAGCAACGGGGAUACUACUUCGGAAUCCUGGGGGUUGCGGUGGCACUGGGAAAUGGACUGGGACCCGUCGUGGGCGGCGUGCUCACUGAAUAUUCCUCCUGGCGCUGGGCCUUUUGGUUCGUCUGUCCGUUGGCCGCGGUGGCAGCAACCUAUUUUGGUCUUGUAUUUCCAUCCUCUGGUAUAGUGGAUAAUGUAUGGAUGAAGCUACGGAGGGUGGAUUGGUUCGGCGUGUGUACUAGCAUGUUGGCCAUUGUGUUGAUACUGAUCCCCGUUUCGCAAGGAGGUUCCGCCAUCCCAUGGAAUUCACCAAUAGUUAUCACUAUGCUUACGUUUGGAGCGACGCUUUUCGCGGUCUUCUUAAUGGGAGAAUGGCGAUGGGUGAAACUGCCCCUUCUGCCCAUGCGCUUAUUCCAGUACAACUACUCAACAAAUAUCCUGCUGGGCGUGAACAUCUUGAUCGGCUGGGUCUUCUGGGGCAACCUUUUCUAUAUCCCGCUGUACUUCCAGAACGUCCGUGGCUGUCACCCUGGGGUGGCUGGUUCCUUAAUCCUACCGAUGGUCAUUGCGCAUGGCGCGACCUCGGGAUUAACUGGAAUCAUUAUGUCCUGGACCCAUCGAUACAAGGUAGUCAUAAGCACGGGCGUUGGCAUGUGGGCAAUCGCAGCAGCGGCAAAGUCCUUCUAUACGCAAAACACUCCCUUAUUGGUAAUAGGAUUGGGAGGGAUCUUCGAAGGGAUCGGAGUAGGAUGCUCUCUUCAACCUGGCUCAGAUAAAAGUGACCGCGCGGUGGUGACCGGUCUUCGCAACUUCAUUCGCGACAUGGGCGGAUCUGUCGGUGUCACAGUAUCUGGUGCAAUCCUCAACAACGUCCUUCAAAACGUUCUGAGAGGACGGUUCAGCGCUGAACUCAUUUCAAAGAUCACAUCGUCCGCCUUUUCCCUGUCUGAUUUCGACCUUACCGACGAGGACAAGAAGCUGAUCUCCGAUGCUUAUAUGCGUGGCUUGCGGGAUGUGUUUACCGUUAAGGCUGAGCCGCCGCCUGCUGAGAUUGAGGGGCGCUUGGAGGAAGAACCCACGGAUUACGGAUCUGAAUAA